GCAAGUCGGCGAGAGCUCAUGGGGACAUUUUUAUGGAAAAUAUAGAAAGUAGAAAGACAUAAAAAGACCCGCUGCGGCAAAAGAAGAUAAAAUUCCCUCUUCGAUCACAUCGUUAUUACCCAAAGAUCACAAUUAUCAGUUUGACAACCCAUAAUCAACGGUAGCUUAUACUUUUCAUUAACCAAUGAUUGGGAUUUAUUGAAAGAGUUCUAUAUUGAGGUUUAAUGAUUGGAACAAAUAAAUUGAGCCAAGACGGUAUCAACAAGAUGACUAAAAGCCCUGUUUAUUCCAAACUCAUCCCAAUCACCCUGAAUUAACCAAAAAAACGAAAAGAUAAAAAUAUUUUAGGUUGUCCUAUCAAAAAAAUAAAUAAAAAGAUUCUCUAAACACACAUAUGGUUUGCAUAAAUCUGAGUAUGUGUGUACAGUUAGUGUUACUAAUUGUUUCGAAAACGGCAUCAUACGUUGCCACUUGCCACGGCGAGUUGCCAAGGCAACAAAAUAUAACUUCCUGCUUACAACAUGAGCAGCGUUCGCAUUGGACCAUUAUAAUAUGUCCAUAGAACCAGUCCAGAACUUCCAUCACAUAAACAAGUAGGCUAAAGUCAGUACAGGAUGCCACUUUCGUCAUCGUAGAAUAUAGGCUUCUCUGCACAAUGGCUGCUAAUCAUUCGUCUUAUUGGAACAACUUUUUUGAAUCUCUUCAAUCAGAUAUUCCGUCCAUUGACUCGGAUUCCUCCUCCUCAAUAACAUCCGAAAAUGAAGAUGUGAUGAUAUUUCGUCAACCGACAACACCUCCGAUAGAAGACAUAUUGUUGGAUGAGGAGUUGUCAUCUCCUGCACGGAUGGUCUGCUCAGCGGAAUCUUUGUACGAGCAGAAAUGGCUGUUUAAACAAAGUAGACCAGAAAGCAUUGCUAAAGUUCAGCAGGUCACUACUUUUCUGACUACGGACUCUGAGAACAAGAUACCGGAUUUAAACUCCAAUGUGAAGCCAAAAUCACCACAGAAGAAAGACGACAAUUGUGCUCCAGUCCUCUCAUUUUCAUUGCUUGACGGGUGGGACUUGGACAGCGUCCUCCAUAACCUGAGGCAGAAUGGACCAGCUUCCAGGGAACAGGAGUUUCCCCAUGUCAUACAAUCACUUAGAGAGGCGGACAACCAAAGCCCAGGGGACCGUAUCAUGGAGAGGCUGGUCUCCAUCUCCAAGCAACAACAACAGUCGUCCCGGCUGACACCAGAACCGCUGGAACCUGAGCCUAUCCAAAGUGCUACUCAUCCCAGAGAGAGCACUGCAAUGAGUGAUACAAAUGCAAUGACAGUGUUGGAGAUGAGUCGGCAGGAGUCUCGUCCCACUGUAUACAUCGAUCUGCGCCACCAGCCCACCCCUUCAGGUAAAGCCUCUGGAAGGUGCCGGGAGGUUUUGGUAGAAUGCAAGACAGAGGCUAAACUUGGCCGUCGCCAGGGAGAGCCACCGGAGACGAGAGUCGGUCAGGGAAGGCAGCAAGACAGAUCAAGGUUAAGGACCGGGGGAGAAAGCGGUAUGAGCAUGCUGCUUCGGGAAAUGAGGGAGCAGAAUAAAUGUAGGAAAGAUGAAUUCAAAGAGCCAAGCUUAAAGUUAGAGAACGACACCAAAGAAUUGACAGAGAAGACCUCGGAACCUGUGGAUCCAACAUGGAGGCCGGAGUCCCUCGUUUCACAUACAGAAGAUGGACAGUGCGGGGCCAAAAAGUCUAAAACAACUGAGAUCUCUACAACAACUUCUAUGACUCACACAAGCAAACCAAUGAAUCCGAAAAGUGUGGAGAGAAGCCAGGCCUGCACUGCUGCCAAGUCACCCUCCCUUCAAUGUGCCACAGACAAAGCCGACGUGCUCUUGCUGGUGUCCCCAGCCGUUGCUCCAUGCUGCUGGGGCCUGGUGCUCUUUGAGUGUGUACAGAGGGGGUUCACUCUGAGAGGGGUUCAGCCGCUGCAGGUAAUCCCCAAGGCAGCCAAAGCCUUAGGACUCACCAGCAGCCAGGUACUUUUAUUUUGUAAAUCUCCCACCGCAACCCCAGGUGGGAAGAAAACAACGCUCUCUUCUCACUGUUUGGUGUUGCUGCUGAAGAGAGAGAAUGCAACGCACCACUGUGCGAGUCUACCAGCAGCACUGAUGAAGGAGUGUGAAGCUCAAGACCUUCUGGGUGUCAUCGGCUCUGUACUGAAUGGUGUCCACGUGGUUGAGCCCAGUAGCUGCUUUCAUGUCUCACCCUACACAGACCGCCUGCGCAACAACCUAGUCGGUGUAAACGCGGAGAACCUACAGCACCUGACGGGGUCCUGUCCAAUAUGACGGGUCCGUCUAACCCUAAGGCCGGGGAGGUGGUGAUCCUGAGCCUGUGUGGUCACGACCUGCGCCAAGGACUGGCUCUCCUGCACCGAAUCCUGAGAGGAGCUCCAGGCGAUGAUGGAGGUGGAGAAGGUGGUGCUGUUGACAUUGAUGAAGGCUGCGGUUGGGGUGGCAGCAUCGGUGGUGGCGGUUUGGAGCUGCUGGACCUGACGUGGCUGCCUGCGCUGACGGCGAGGCAGGCCCGGGAGCUCAGCCCCUACGAGGUGGGGGAGCGGGGUUGGCCUGGCAGCCUGGACACCCUGGCCUCCGCCCCGGCCCUGGUGUGUGCCCUGCGUGGGGUGGAUGCUUUCACGGCGCUACGGACCCUCCUGCCUCCCCACGGCGGCUGCGAUGGAGACCCAGGGCGACUGAGUGUACUGAUGUCCCCCACCCCGGAACUGGCCCUCAGACAGGCCCUCCUCUUCUUCCCUUAGGGUGAGACCAUCCCCCCAGCUGGGUUUGUGUCCAACGGCUCUACCAUGUAUUCCUGAGAUGUUGCUGGGUCUCAUUGGGUUGCUGGAGUCAGAUUUGUAUAUUUUUGUUCGCUAUUGAUGAAGCACAUUUGUCUUUCCUUAAUAAAACAUAUUGUUCACAUUA
Messenger RNA from Gadus macrocephalus (Pacific cod), 2962 nucleotides. RefSeq names its product dynein axonemal assembly factor 8. The transcript has 15 exons. The record is from RefSeq and is a predicted model, not a curated record. Gene Ontology annotation, molecular function: dynein complex binding. Gene Ontology annotation, cellular component: dynein axonemal particle. Bases 656 to 2329 code for a protein of 557 amino acids. NCBI's taxonomy places the organism in Eukaryota, Metazoa, Chordata, Actinopteri, Gadiformes, Gadidae.